This is a messenger RNA of Chelonoidis abingdonii (Abingdon island giant tortoise), 5089 nucleotides long. NCBI's taxonomy places the organism in Eukaryota, Metazoa, Chordata, Testudines, Testudinidae. The record is from RefSeq and is a predicted model, not a curated record.
AUGAUUCUGCUGCUGCUCUUUGGGCCACUUUCUUGUCAAUUUGCCUUCCUUUCUUUCUGGUACAGAGGGGGAAGUGGCUAGGAGCGGAGAGCGGGUAUGUUUCAGAGCUAUUCUUCUGAACCACGUGGCAGAUUCAGCAGGGCAGACUCCAAACUGUUGCCUUUUUUCCACCCAGAAAUCAAUUUUGCAUUUUUUGUUGAUUUCCUUGUUGCAGGCUUUGGCAAAUCCAAAUGAUUUCCAAACGUUUUAUUUCUUUUGCUGCUGUGGCUGCUGCUACUGCUGCUGGGGGUUAGAGCAAGGGAUUAAUUAUUUGCUUCUCCUUCAAUGUGUAAUUCAGGGAUAGGGAGAAGGUCAGGCCUGGUCACCUGACAUUGUGAAUCCUGUCAAUUCUGGCCACUCUGGAGGGGGUUUGUUGCAUUUCCUCCUGCCCCGCUCCCUGCCCUGUCUUUUCUUUAGCCUUCUCCUCUUUCCCUAGCACUCUGUUUUGCUCACACACAAUCCUUGCCAUGAAUUCACAAGCAGCUUCAGGACACAUCUGGCUGAUUUUCUUUUUCUUUACCAGCUCAGCAAAAGGGAACUUAGAGAUACCAUCUUUCCAGCCUGGAAUCCUCUAUCAAUACCGCUACACACUGGAGGUGCAGCUAGAUUAUGUCUCAAGGUUGUCCUUGCAAGGAAGUCAGAUGCAGGCUGAAGCUUUGGUUCAGGUGCACCUGCUCUGGAGAAAUCAUGCAGGGGAGCAGCUUCUACAGAUCCAGAUCCAAGACCUAAAAGUCUACCAUGAUUCAAAACACGAGAAGAUUCAGAAUGUUACUGGAGACCCAUCCACUGAGGUUGUACUGGGCAAAGAGGACACCGCAGAGCUUCAGCUGCCAGUUUUCCUCCACUGGAAUAAUGGGAAGGUAGAAGGCAUCUAUGGAGAUAGUGGAGGAAGAUCCCAGAUUUUGAAUCUGAAACGGGGCCUCAUCAGUCUUCUCCAAUUCCAGCCACAUUCUGGGACAGCAACUGAGGAGGAUGUUUCUGGGAGCUGUCAAGUCACAUAUGUUGUUUCCAAGGAUUCCAUUGUAAAGACAAAAGAUCUGCAAAGCUGUACAAGGCCAAAGUUUGGAUUCACCUCCGUUAACAAAGCAAGUCCAUUCCUACGUUGGUGGUGGUGGAUUUUUGGAGUUCUGUGGCAACCCACCAGCAAUAGCUUUUACUCUGUACACAGAAGUCUCAUCCAGUCAGUGCUGUCGGAGGAAAGCUACGUGGUCUCUCCAACCUUGAAGUCCUCCACUGGCACCAAGAUCACGUCAAGACAGCAGCUUAAACUUGUGUCUUCUUCAAUGCCUGGCCCUGCAGAGACUCUUGGAGAAAGCCUUCAGGAAGCUCUGGCUGGCAUACUGGAAAAGCACCAGCCUCUAAGCACAAUUAGUGAACUCUUCAAGAGGACCUGCAUGCAGUGCCCAUCCCUGAAAACAUAUUUGAGGACUCUUGGUAACAGGAGGGUCAAAAUGGAUGUCUCCAAGGUGUCGACAACCUGGCAGUUCCACAGGUUCAUCCAGAUGCUGCGUGGUGCCAAGAAGAGGGACGUCCUCCAGCUGCUGAGGAAAGCUCCGGAGAAGAUGGUUACCUUCUUCAUAGAUGCUGCAGUUGCUGCCCAAUCAACAGCUUCCUUGGCAGCUCUCUCUGAAUUUCUGGAUUUUAGCAGCCAAGGGCAAGUACCCCUGCUAGAGCAGUUUCUUUAUGCUGCAGCCUUCUCUCCUCAGCCCUCAAAAGAACUUCUGCGCCUGGUGCUAGACAAGCUGAAUGGAAAGGAGUUAGACCCUGCCAUCUGGGAAACAGGGAUAAUUGUCAUUGGCUGUCUUGUUGGCAAACUGUGCCGGAUGAAGCUGUGUGGAUUGCAGGAAGUAGGACUUGGAAUGGAAACUGUUCUGAGAAGACUAAGAGACACCAAGGAGAAUUCUGAGAUAAUCAUUUACCUGUUGUCCCUGCAGAAUGCCCUGCUCCCAGAAACCAUUCCUACCCUCCUGCAUUAUGCAGAGGAAGGGUCUGCAGGGGUCUCAGGUACAGCAGUAUCUGCCCUACAAAGGUUCUCCUCUCAGCAUAUCACUGGUGAGGUGAAAAAGGCAAUGAGGAGGAUUUUCCAUCAGAAAAGCAGAAACUAUGAAAAAACCUCUCGACUGGCUGCUGCUGAAAUUCUGUUGGACAAUGAGCCUUUGCCCAUGGACCUCACCAAUAUCUUGCUGGCCACCAGAGAGCUGGAAGCCGAAAUGUCAAAAUUUUUACUUUCGAAAAUCCAGACUAGUUUACAUUCUCACCAUCACCCAGCCAGGAAAGCAAUGAAAGAAAUUCUGAAAGAUCCACAGAUCAAUAAUUACAACUACCUCUCCAAAGCUGGCAGUUCCUCUUCUUUCUCAGGACCCUUGGCAGUCACUGAUGACAUGCUAUCCACUUUCAGUCUGGAGCUGCUAUUCACUGAGAGUGGUCUUCUGAGGAAGAGUGUCUCAGGGUUCAUGCUGCGAAGCCAUGGCCACCAGCUUCAGGCAGCUCAGGUCUCUAUUGAAGCCAAGGGGUUGGAAUCUGUGCUGGGAGAGAGUAACCCUGAAGAAGAGGAGGAGCAGGAGCUCAUGGCUGGGAUGUCUGCCAUUUUCUUUGAUGUCCAGUUACGGCCAAUUGUUUUCUUCCAAGGGUAUACAGACUUAAUGGCCAAGGUCCUCUUAAGCAGCGGAGAGCCAACCAGUGUGGUCAAAGGGACUGUCCUGCUGAUGGAUCAUGAACAGGCAAUUCCACUUCAGUCUGGACUGCAAACAGUGAUUAAACUUCAGGGGGCACUUGGGUUAGAUAUUUCAGCCAACAUUGAUAUAAAUUUAUGGGAGCAAGAAUCAAGAACCAGCGUCAAAACAAGGGGUGGACUGGCCAUUGAUUUCACAACAGAAAUCGAUGCCCCUUUCUUUCAAGCCACUGUGAAAAGCCAGACAGAGGCCGAAGCCUCAAUCAAUUUUGAUACAUCAGUGAGAUUUUCUGGGAAUCCUGUGCUCAUGUGUCUUCAGCUAAGGGAGGAGCAGCUCCCUUACAGAGAAAUCUUUACAAUCUCUGAAUCUUCACCAAACCAAAGCAUCACUGUUCGCAAGGGAAGACGGGGCACUAUUGCUGGACGCGAGCUUUCCUUGCACAGGGCCAACUCCGAGAUGUGCAAGAUCCUGUUGACGGAGGCAAAGGAGCAGUAGAGGAAUCAAUGUGUCCUGGAUCUGGAUUUAUCAUUCCUUUCUUUUCCUUGGUCCCACAUUUCUCAGUGAGCUGCAUCCAUGAGCCAGGCCCAGGACUGAUGUGGGCAGCCCAGAACCCUUUCUAGUUCCCACAAGAGUCUGCUUUUUACUGACUGUAUUAAAAACAAGUGUCCCUAUUGCAAGAGAACACGUUGAAAUCAGGGUGCCAAACAUGGUUGGGACAUGAAUCCCUAGAGUCUAUCAAAGCAAGUCCCUUGUAAAGGGCCAGCUCUGGGAUGUGCAAGAUCCUGUUGGCACGGUCAAAGGAACAGCAGAAUUAACAUGUUCUGGGUCUGGCCUUGAGAAUCCUUAAGACACCAAGAAAGGAGAGAGGUAGAUUUUUCACAAUCAUGUACCCUUCCCUAUGAUGGUUAUUCUCCAUAUGGGAUGGUCCCUUAGAAGCAAAACUGGGCCACGAUAAACCUCACAGCUAAGAUCCCUGGCUUUGAGAGUUACAAGGUGAAUUUCAGGCAGUCUUAAGAAAGUGUUCUGAGAGAAGAUACCCAGAAUGGCAUGUUAAUCACACAUUUCUCCCCACUCAUCUGAGUAACCACCAGGGGUGAAAGGAGCCAGUACGGAACUGCACUUUAAUGUCCGUGACCCUUUUGCCUCCUCUGUCGGGGGCCCUGCCAGUAGGGUCUGUACUGGCAGGGCCACCAAUGGUGGGGGGGGGGGGCAGCAACAUUUAAGCACUUCUAUGUCAAAGGACCCUGCAGCGCUUUAACGUCCCUGCCCCUUUUGCCCCUCCAGCCAUUGAUGGGUUGGGGGGCAAAUGGAGCAGCUGCCCUGGGGCCAGCAAUUUAAAAGGGCCCAGGGGUCCGGUCGCUGCUGCCCCUACCGUAGCAGCGGUGUCCAGAGCUCCCGGCCCUUUAAAUCAACACAGGAGCCCCAGGCAGCGCAGUCCAAGGGCUGGCUGAGGGAUGCUGAGCCUCCCAGCCCCGCCCCUUCCACCUGAGGCCCCGCCCCUUCCAGGGGCCAGAGUCACCCCCCGUGCCGAUAAGUGUCCUCAGUUACUUUCACCCCUAGUAACCACAAUCAAGUGAGGUCUCCCAGAGCGUCUGGUCAGAACUUCCCAUGGCUGAGGAAGUGAAUGGAAUCCAGUGUUGCGUGAUUUGGUGACUGUAAUAGCAUGCCAUGCAUGUGGAAAGGGUAGCUUGAUUUUCUGGGAUACUUGAUUUUUGAAAAAAAAACAGUGAGACAAAAAAAGCUGCUUAAUCUGUCAGCAAUUAUGUACCUUCCUUUUGGUAUAAUUAGAAGUGUUUGUAUCUGAAUAGGAGUUCGUCUCAGUUCCCUCACAACUUGAACUUCUGCUUGAUCCUCCAGUGAGUUCAUGCUCUUUUGCCAGGGAAAUGACUGAUAUCAGAAAUCCAGAAAGAGAAGAUGAUGCUGGAAGUGGCUAAUCCUUUGUUUAAAUAGGGCAAAUUUACCUCUAACAUAACUUCUAAUUUUAGGGGUUAGAUGGAUGAAUUUGACCCACACAAUUUUCAGUAUUAGCAAGAAUAAUUAAACACAUUAUGGAAAACUAAUGUGAAGGUAAAUAGGGUUCUGCUUAAGUACGGUGUGUGUGUGUGUAUAUAUAUAUAUAUAUAUAUAUAUAUAUAAUGGCAAUUUUUCCCUUGGCAAGACUCCUCUUUUAAGGGAAUGAAAGUCCACUAGGGAUAUUACUUUUCAUUUCACCAAUACAACACAAGUGGAACAGUGGAACCACUGCUGGGGCAGAGUGUCCAGUUCUGGUUUUCAUGCUUUAAAACAGGUGUUGAAAAAUUAGAGAGAAUUCAAAGAAGAGCAACAAGAACAAUUUGAGAUCUGGAAAAUCUAUCUUACAAUGAACAACUGAAGGCAAA